AUGAAAACAAAUACAUUAAUCUAUACUUCUCAAAAGGAUAUACAAUCCCAACCAAAUAUCAUUAGCCAUUUAAAAUCUAUUCUAGAUAACAAUUACGAUAUAAUUCAUGUUGAUUCUAAAGCACUAAGUGAUGAGUCAUGGCAAAAUACAAUUUGUUGUUUAAUUGUACCUAAUGGAAAAUUUGAUCUUUAUCAUGAUGAAUUAAAAAGGAAUUACUUGGGAUUUGGUUCUGGUGCUACAUAUGCUACAAAAGAUUUAGAAAAUCAAGAUGAUCGGAAUAAUCUUGAUUUCUUUUUUUGGGUGUUUAUAAGAAAUUGGAUCUAUCACCACUGUUUGACAAAUCAAAAUAAUGAAUUUUCAAUACUCUCGCAGCAGAUUCAAUUAUUAGCUGAUAAAACUUUUAGAUAUUUUGUAGAUUUUGAAAAGUUUUCAAACAUUAGAACUUUGGCACGUUACAAGGAUUCAUCACAAUUAGCGAUAGCUCAAU
Dentiscutata erythropus is the source of this 487-nucleotide messenger RNA. The record is from the annotation of a GenBank genome assembly. NCBI's taxonomy places the organism in Eukaryota, Fungi, Glomeromycota, Glomeromycetes, Diversisporales, Gigasporaceae.